Molecule: messenger RNA, 696 nt
Organism: Pieris rapae (cabbage white)
Lineage: Eukaryota; Metazoa; Arthropoda; Insecta; Lepidoptera; Pieridae
Exons: 1
Source: RefSeq, a predicted model, not a curated record
AUGUCGAACUCACAAAAUUCCGGUGCAGAGCGUCAAGUAUCAUCUCAAUCGUCGAGCCAAGAAGUCUCCGGCAUUUCACUGUCGCUCCGAGUGCCACCAUUCUGGCGCAACCAGCCGCUACUCUGGUUCUGCAGUUUCGAAGCCGCAACCGCCGACUUGAAACGAAGCCAAGCCCAACUCGCCCAGAUGGUCAUCGCACAACUCGAAAAGCAAGACAUACAGAACAUAGCCGAUCUCAUUUGCUCGCCGCCGGAAGCUGACUACUACAACGCCAUUAAAGACCGCUUAAUAUCCAUCUACGAAGAGUCCAACAGUGCGCAAACGAAAAAACUACUGUCGCAAGUCGAGCUUGGAGACCAGAAGCCCAGCCAGCUGAUGAGGCAAAUGAAGCAGCUCAACAAGGACAAAUUUCCUGAGAGCACCAUCAAAAUGAUGUGGCUCGAGCAUCUGCCGCCACAUAUCCGUUCCGUGCUAGCCGUCAGCGAAGCAUUCAAAAUCAAAACUACGCUCGACGACCUGACUUUGCUCGCGGACAAAAUGAUGGAAGUACACACGCCGUCUCAUCACAUCGCUGCCGUCGCAACACCUCUCGUACCUGCGUCACCAAUACCACCAGUGCAACCGCACUAUCAACAACAACCUACUAUCGACACCCUCAUCGGUGAAAUAAGAAGGUUGUCUUUGGAAGUUGCCGAG